Macadamia integrifolia is the source of this 1782-nucleotide messenger RNA. RefSeq lists its product as uncharacterized. Bases 1289 to 1681 code for a protein of 130 amino acids. The transcript is spliced from 4 exons. The record is from RefSeq and is a predicted model, not a curated record. Lineage: Eukaryota; Viridiplantae; Streptophyta; Magnoliopsida; Proteales; Proteaceae.
UUCUUUAUUUCCAAUAGCAUGAGGGGAGGGAACCACCAACCUUGGCCCUGUAUGGCCAUCCGAACAUGGUUCAGUCAUGGUACAGGAUGCUUCCUCGUAGAGUGAAGGAGAUGGUUGAUUCAUCAUACUUGUACUGGUUAGCCCUUGUAGAAACCCAGAAGUUCAAUCUGGCACUGGUGGGGGCCCUAAUGGAGCGGUGGUGGCCGAGUUCUCAUUCUUUUUAUCUUCUUAUUGGCAAGAUCACCAUCAUGCCUCUAUGCUUUUUAUGCCUUGACAGGCAUUCCAUAUGGGGGUAGACCUAUGGCCUUACUUGGGACUUCGACUGUCAGGGAGUUUGCAGACUUGACAGGCCUUACUAUUGUGGCUAACCAGAUAUAUAUCCGUCUAGGGGAGAUCAGUGCAUGAUGGUGGAGAACUGGCCUGUGGGUGAACCUAGGCAAUAUGGCAUAGGUGGCCCAUUCUUUCUUGCUAUUUGUUGUGGGUCAAUGCCUUUUUAGUGACCUCCGAGGGGGAGUAGACAUUUGCUUGGUGUUCUUCUUUCAGAAUCUUGAGGCAGUAGAUUCUUGGGACUAGGGUGGGGCUACCUAUGCAUAUCUCUUGCGGACCCUAAAUCUGUUGUCAUAUGGAGACCGAGGUCUCAAAGACGCGGGCUUCAUCCUCCAGCCUUGGUGCUUUGAGCACUUGGGGAUUUUAACUUCCAGACAGAGGGAGCGUCAGGCAUUUUUCUUCCCUAUAGCCACAAGGUGGGGAGAUAAUCAGGUGCUUAGGGCUCGACGCCAUCCUCCGGGGACCACUACUCAUUCUCUUUUAAACAAUCUCACUGAGGUAUGCCACAUUUGAUACUGAAAUUCCUUUUAUCUUGUGCUAUGCUUACUUUUCCUUGGAUUUGUAGGUCACUUGGAGACCAUUCCAGUGCCUUAUAUUUUCAGAUUCUGAUGGAGUUACAUUGGCUGGACAAUUAUCUAAGAACCGAGUCCUUUCCAGGGCAUAUGGGGCCACGUCUGGUAUCUGGGAGAGAGAGUAGUUCCCUAGUGGUUGGAUGUCGAGUCACGCUUCUCUCCCAAUCUUCCUCCACCCACUAUGCACUGCUCAGAGGUCAUCCGUGCGGACGAGAUUGAGAGUUUGACUGAAGGAGUAUGGGAUGACUCAUUUUUUGACAGGCAUAGGGACUACAGAGCAUUCCUGGAGGAGGAGAUAGUAUGCACCCCUCUUGGUCCUAAUGGUCCAGUGGUAUAUUGCCCUUUCUUGAGUAUUUCCUUCAAAUUCUUUCUUCUUUUGGUCUGGAGUGAUGUUCUUUCAGGGGAGAACACGAUGUGUAGACCCUUCUAUUGUUCGGUCGCACAUCAGUGCUGUUGAUCCUUCAAAAGCGGGACCCUCUACUAGUGCAGGUGGGUCUCUCGUAGUAGCCAACAUCCCCUUCUGUGGUUUCCCUGCUUGGUGCUAUCCCAAUGCGGCCAACCCAAGUCUCCCCCAUCUUCUGGAGCGGAGAACAGAUGUAGAUGUUUCCCUUGGGCUGCCCAUUCCUUAUGACUAUGUGUCUCAGGAGGUCUAUUCUGAGAUCAGGAGGAUGCAUUAUGGCCUGUGCGAGGCAAUGGUUGCCAAGGAUGGGAGGAUGGCCACCUUGGAGAGCCAAGCUAGUUCCUAUGAGCAGAAAAUUGCACAGCAAGAUGCACUGAUUUAGGACAUGACACAGAGGCUGAAGCAGACUGGACUAGCAUCCGUGAGUUCCCCUAUACUCCAUGGGGAUGAUUCAGAGUAUGGUUCAAAUGAUGACUUUUGACC